Molecule: messenger RNA, 1013 nt
Organism: Hypanus sabinus (Atlantic stingray)
Lineage: Eukaryota; Metazoa; Chordata; Chondrichthyes; Myliobatiformes; Dasyatidae
Product: general transcription factor II-I repeat domain-containing protein 2-like
Exons: 2
Coding region: 150-752 (200 amino acids)
Source: RefSeq, a predicted model, not a curated record
CUACAACGUGUUUUUAUCGCUGGCUGUCCAGACGGAAGGUGCUGAAACGCUUUGUCGCGUGUCUGGAAGAAGUGAAAACUUUCCUGGGCAGCAAAGGGCUCACCUUUCCUGAGCUGGAACAGCCAGAGUGGCUGGAAAAGCUACACUUCAUGGUAGACAUGACAGCGCACCUGAACACGCUGAACACAGCUCUUCAGGGGAAAGGACGUACAGCCCUGCACAUGUUGGAGGAUGUUUUGGCAUUCGAGCGCAAGUUGACAGUGCUUGCCAGAGAUUUACAGAAAGGCACUUUGUCUCACUUCCCCAAUUUGAGAGAGUUCAAACAAGGUCACGACAUGAUAAUUUCGGAGUAUUUACAUUCUGCAAUCAUCGCAAUGCAAACAUCGUUUGGGAAACGCUUCUGUGAGUUCAGAGAGGAAAAAAACACAUUAUCCUUCCCGGUCACUCCCUUAAGCAUCGAUCCAUCCCUACUGAAUACGACUGCAUUGGCAGGUGUGAGUCAACCUGAUCUUGAGAUGGAACUGGCCGACAUAGCCGACAAAGACAUAUGGGUGUCCAAGUUUAGACGCUUGACAGCAGACCUUGAAGAUGUUGCCCGUCAGAAGGCCGUUCUUGCUCAGAAACACAAAUGGAGUGAUAUUGAAAACCUCACAGAUGACAGCUUGCGAUCCUGUGUAAAGAUGAAGGUGACAUCAUACAGCCCUGAUGUGCAGACGCUGUGCGCUGAGGUCCAGGAGCAGAAAUCCCAUUAACCAAGAUGACAGCUGGCUGACGUUAUUUUUGGUUUGCUGCUGGCGGAAAAUUUAAGUUUGGCGUUUUUCAUAAAUACAAGAAGGACUCAAAUAGACAUUGAAUAUUUUACUUAAAAGUAACUUUCAACCCAACGUCUUUUUUUCGGAGUUCAAAAUGUUUUUGUUGCAUGCAGAAAUGUAAUUUCGUUUUCUCUGCAGGAGUUCAUCAAUUUCAUAAAUGCAACACAUUAUAGUUUGUUUAUACAUAGCAUAAAGGCAAAA